Messenger RNA from Hippopotamus amphibius kiboko, 4676 nucleotides. It is a transcript of the gene NR4A2, whose product is annotated as nuclear receptor subfamily 4 group A member 2. Gene Ontology annotation, biological process: dopaminergic neuron differentiation; regulation of transcription by RNA polymerase II; cellular response to corticotropin-releasing hormone stimulus. The transcript has 9 exons. Gene Ontology annotation, cellular component: transcription regulator complex; nucleus. The coding region runs from base 2223 to 4019 and encodes 598 amino acids. Gene Ontology annotation, molecular function: nuclear receptor activity; zinc ion binding; nuclear glucocorticoid receptor binding. Lineage: Eukaryota; Metazoa; Chordata; Mammalia; Artiodactyla; Hippopotamidae. The record is from RefSeq and is a predicted model, not a curated record.
CGGCGGCGGCAGCGGCAGUCGCAACAUCUGGGGGAAACUUAAGGUGGUCACGUAGGUUUUCCCGAGGACGCGGCGCAGAAGAGCCUGCGGCUUCUCGGGGCAGCCUCGGGGCACCUGACGGCAACGCCUCUCCCGCCGCCGGGGAGCAGCAGGCGGCGGGAGCGGGCAAAGGCGAGGGUGCAGAUUAGAGCCGAGCAGCUCCGGAACGCGGAGAGCUCCAAGGCGCUUGCGGCCGGCCCGCACUGGGAACACCAGGACGGGGGCGUGCAAAGGGGCCCCGAGGCUGCAAGCGCGCCACGCCGAGGGGGAGGGGCGGCUGGAAGUGUUCGCGGGAGGAGGAGGGGGCCGCCUCCGAACCCACCUGCCCCCGGUAACUCCCCCAGCCCCAGGCGAGAAGCCCCGAAGCCCGUCCAGCUCGGGCCCAGGGACCGGGAAGGGGACUUGCUCCCGGGAGAAGCGGCGUUUCUUUGCUAGAAAGAGCCUUGCGCCCUCAGCUCGGAGGGUGGAUUGACUUGCAAAGCGAAGUCGGCGGUGCCUGGGGCGGCUGCGGGGGUCCGAUUAGCUCCCGCCGCCCGCCGGGCCCCUCUCCAGGGAAGACUGAAUGCACACACCGUUCGCUUCGCAGAGAUCUAGCCAGCCCCCCACCCUAUCCCCCCGCGUCCCCCAAGUUUUGUUUUUCCCUCUUGGCUCUCCGAUUGAGGCUUGGAGAGCACUUGUGCUUCAGAGGAGGGUCGAUUUAUUUCCCUAAAGCUCGUGGAAAGGCCCGAGUUGAUGGGCACCCAGGAGUGUCAAAGUAUGAGUUGGUAAAAGGUGAGACUGGGGCACCUUUCUGCAGAACACACCUGUUGCACGCCGCUCGGCUGCAUUGUCUGCUAAAGGAAAGUGGGAGACACCUCAGUUUGACUUUUUGGGGUCCCUGAAGGGCUGGGUCACUGUUAACUCUCUUUUCCCCUUCCCUCCCCACGCACCACGUCCUCUCUCGCACGUGAGCACUGCAAGCAAAGAAGGGAACAUAAAAAAUAGGCCCUACGCGCUCUCUUCCACCUUGGAGAGAGGGAGAGGGAGAGAGAGUGUGUGUGUGUGUGUGUGUGUGUGUGUCAAAGAGAGAGAGGGAGGGAGAGAAGGAGGGAGGGAGGGAGAGAUAGAAAGAGGGCAUAUGCCAGAGAAGAAGGCCAGGGACAGGAAAAGAAAGAAAAGGGGGAUGCACUGGACCAGGGAAAUCCCACCCCAAUUGCCUGAGCCCUCUGAGCGUCUCAUGUCAUGGGACAUCUGUACUCGCUUCCGCUAAUGGGGGUGGCAACUGUGGGUGGGUGAGGUUAGGGCUCUGCCAGGCACACCCCAUCUCGUGAGAUUCCAGGUGCUGGCUACCUGGCCCACGCCUGGGUUCCCUUCCACUAGGGCUUUUGUUGCACCCUCCCCCACGUGUGAGCUGCCAGGCGGCAGCGGUGGCGCAGGGGUUGGCGGGGGGAAGGUGAGGUGAGAUGUCGAGGCGCUGCGGGCUGCGCGGACCUGAGUGGAGAGGUCACACCUCUUUCGGAAAAAGAAAAGAAAAAAAAAAACAAAAAAACAAAAAAAAAACCCUAGCUGGCUACCAAGGUGAACCCUGAACGGUUCCCACCUUAAAAUCGGCCCUGCUCGUGACGUCAGGUCGGAAAUAUACCAAAGCGAGCGUCGGCCAGGAGUCUGGGGAGCGCGGCGGCGCGGCGAUUGGGCGGCGGGCCGCUGACGCGCGCUGACGCGCGGAGACUUUAGGUGAAUGUUGGCAGCGGCAGCGCGAGCCACAUAAACAAAGGCACAUUGGCGGCCAGGGCCAGUCCGCCCGGUGGCUCGCGCUAGGCUCCGCGGUCCCGCUCGCCCGCCCAGCCGGCCGCCUUCCCCUGCUCCCUCCCCGCUCUCGGCGCCGCGGCUCUCUUCGCCCCUCUCGCCCACCCCGCCCCGACCCUGCCACCCAGACUCCGGGAGGGAACUACACUUCGGCCGAGUUGAAUGAAUGAAGAGAGACGCGGAGAACUCCUAAGAAUAAAAUUGUCUAUGCUCUGGAAUGCCUUCCAAGUGGGAACAUCUGAAAAUUUCUAGGACACAAGAAAGCCUUGUUCCAGGAGGAGAUCUGACAGGCUGGGCUCUCCACUGCUUUCCUAAAAAUCUUGGAAACUGUCCUUCAUUGAAUUACGACACUGUCCACCUUUAAUUUUUUCGAAAACGCCUGUAACUCGGCUGAAGCCAUGCCUUGUGUUCAGGCGCAGUAUGGGUCCUCGCCUCAAGGAGCCAGCCCCGCUUCUCAGAGCUACAGUUACCACUCUUCGGGAGAAUACAGCUCCGAUUUCUUAACUCCAGAGUUUGUCAAGUUUAGCAUGGACCUCACCAACACUGAAAUCACUGCCACCACUUCUCUCCCCAGCUUCAGUACCUUUAUGGACAACUACAGCACAGGCUACGACGUCAAGCCACCUUGCUUGUACCAAAUGCCCCUGUCCGGACAGCAGUCCUCCAUUAAGGUAGAAGACAUUCAGAUGCACAACUACCAGCAACACAGCCACCUGCCCCCCCAGUCCGAGGAGAUGAUGCCGCACUCCGGGUCGGUUUACUACAAGCCCUCCUCGCCCCCGACGCCCACCACCCCGGGCUUCCAGGUGCAGCACAGCCCCAUGUGGGACGACCCAGGCUCCCUCCACAACUUCCACCAGAACUACGUGGCUACCACGCACAUGAUCGAGCAGAGGAAAACGCCGGUCUCCCGCCUCUCCCUCUUCUCCUUUAAGCAGUCACCCCCCGGCACCCCCGUGUCUAGCUGCCAGAUGCGCUUCGACGGGCCCCUGCACGUCCCCAUGAACCCAGAGCCGGCAGGCAGCCACCACGUGGUGGACGGGCAGACCUUCGCUGUGCCCAACCCCAUCCGAAAGCCUGCGUCCAUGGGCUUCCCCGGCCUGCAGAUCGGCCACGCGUCGCAGCUGCUCGACACGCAGGUGCCCUCGCCGCCGUCGCGGGGCUCCCCUUCCAACGAGGGGCUGUGCGCCGUGUGCGGCGACAACGCGGCCUGCCAGCACUACGGCGUGCGCACCUGUGAGGGCUGCAAAGGGUUCUUUAAGCGCACGGUGCAAAAGAACGCGAAAUACGUGUGUUUAGCAAAUAAAAACUGCCCAGUGGACAAGCGGCGCCGGAAUCGCUGUCAGUACUGCCGAUUUCAGAAGUGCCUGGCUGUUGGGAUGGUCAAAGAAGUGGUUCGCACGGACAGUUUAAAAGGCCGGAGAGGUCGUUUACCUUCGAAACCGAAGAGCCCACAGGAGCCCUCUCCCCCCUCGCCCCCGGUGAGUCUGAUCAGUGCCCUCGUCAGGGCCCAUGUCGACUCCAACCCGGCUAUGACCAGCCUGGACUAUUCCAGGUUCCAGGCGAACCCUGACUAUCAGAUGAGUGGAGAUGACACCCAACACAUCCAGCAAUUCUAUGAUCUCCUGACUGGCUCCAUGGAGAUCAUCAGGGGCUGGGCUGAGAAGAUCCCGGGCUUCGCUGACCUGCCCAAAGCCGACCAGGACCUGCUUUUCGAAUCGGCUUUCUUAGAACUGUUUGUGCUGCGAUUAGCAUACAGGUCCAACCCAGUGGAGGGUAAACUCAUCUUUUGCAAUGGGGUGGUCUUGCACAGGUUGCAAUGCGUUCGUGGCUUUGGGGAAUGGAUUGAUUCCAUUGUUGAAUUCUCCUCCAACUUGCAGAAUAUGAACAUCGACAUUUCUGCCUUCUCCUGCAUUGCUGCCCUGGCUAUGGUCACAGAGAGACAUGGUCUCAAGGAACCCAAGAGAGUGGAGGAGCUGCAAAACAAGAUUGUAAAUUGUCUCAAAGACCAUGUGACUUUCAAUAAUGGGGGCUUGAACCGCCCCAACUAUUUGUCCAAACUGUUGGGGAAGCUCCCAGAACUCCGUACGCUUUGCACACAGGGGCUACAGCGCAUUUUCUACCUGAAACUGGAAGACUUGGUACCACCACCAGCAAUAAUUGACAAACUUUUCCUGGACACUUUACCUUUCUAAGACCUCCUUCCAUGCACUUCAAAGAAACUGGAAAGAAAUCUUAAACUGUCCAGAGGGGCAAGUCACAAGGGCAGAGAGAUCCCUCUGAGCUGCCUCAGCUCUAGCUGGCCCCGACCCCUUCCAUACACCCUGGCCCUUGAUCCCUAAAGAAACAAAACAAAACAAAACAAAACAAACAAACAAAAAACCAAAAACUGUUGCUAUUUCCUAACCUGCAGGCAGAACCUGAAAGGGCAUUUUGGCUCCGGGGCAUCCUGGAUUUAGAACAUGGACUACACACAAUACAGUGGUAUUAACUUUUUAUUAUCAGUUUAAAAAUCAUUUUAUUGUUCAGAAGGAAGAUUCCUAAUGUAUGACGGAAAACAUGUGGCCAUGUUUGCUUGUUGCAGUGAAGACAAAUGUAAUACACAUACACACAUAUACACACACACCCACAUUGUAAGGGGACCCACAAGUAUUGCCCUUUAAAAGACUUCAAAGUUUUCUGCUGUAAAGAAAGCUGUAAUAUAUAGUAAAACUAAAUGUUGCGUGGGUGGCAUGAGUUGAAGAAGGCAAAGGCUUGUAAAUUUACCCAAUGCGGUUUGGCUUUUUAAAUUAUUUUGUGCCUAUUUAUGAAUAAAUAUUACAAAUUCUAAAAGAUAAGUGUGUUUGCAAAAA